Molecule: messenger RNA, 927 nt
Organism: Desarmillaria tabescens
Lineage: Eukaryota; Fungi; Basidiomycota; Agaricomycetes; Agaricales; Physalacriaceae
Product: glycoside hydrolase family 28 protein
Exons: 15
Coding region: 1-927 (308 amino acids)
Biological process (GO): pectin catabolic process
Cellular component (GO): extracellular region
Molecular function (GO): polygalacturonase activity
Source: RefSeq, a predicted model, not a curated record
AUGUUCCAACAUGCUUUCCGCCAAUUCGUCUUUACUGCCAUGGUGCUCACACUCAUGUCAGCCAUCCCAACUGGAGAGCUUGAAGAGCAUGCAAGCUGCACGAUCUCUUCUGUUUCAAGUGCUUCAUCCAUUUGGAGCUGCUUGUCGGUCACUAUCUCAGCCUUUACUAUCCCCAGCAGAAGCACUCUUAUGCUCUCUCCCAAGUCAGGUGCCACUAUCACCAUGGCUGGUGAUAUCACCUUCACCAAGACCUCUAGCGAUGGACCAUUGUUCACCAUUGACGGUGAAGAGAUCACGUUCAAUGGCAUGGGAUACUCUUUCGACAUAUGCCACAUUUUAUUGUUUUCCUGCUUCAGUGUUACAAUUGGUGUUGACAAGCCUCACCCUUUAUUGAAGUUCAAGGGUUCCGGCACAUACUCUGACUUCAUGGUCUUGAACAGCCCUGCUCAGGCUAUCUCUAUCAGCAACAGUGACAGCCUCAUCUUUGAUAGCAUCACUGUGGACAACAGCGAUGGUGAUGAUGAUGACCUUGGUCACAAUACUGAUGUGAGGAACCAGGAUGACUGUAUCACUAUCAAUGAUGGCUCAAACAUCAUGUUCAAGAACAACAAGUGCUCUGGUGGCCAUGGCAUUUCGAUCAGUUCCAUCUCCAGUGGCAAGUCUGUCACUGAUGUCAUCAUCUCUGGAAACACCAUUACGGAUUCGAUGUAUGGAUUCAGAAUCAAGGUCAAAGCCUCUGCGACUAGUGCGGACGUGAACUUCACUGGAAGCACCACUACCAUCAAGGUUGGAGAUGAUGCCAGGCACCUGGCCAUUGACUGUGGAGCCUGCUCUGGAACUUGGGACUUCUCGAAAUUGAAGAUCACUGGCAGCUCAGCGGGAACAGUUGAUAGCAAUGAUGCUACUAUUUCUGGCAGAUCAUAUUAG